CCAUGUGCUUCCGAAAGGUCCAAUGCACUCGAUAUGCUUGCGGUCAUGACACCCCCAACGCGGAAAGUCUGGUGGAUUGUCGCUCCACUCGUUGCCGCUAUAGCAAGGAGCACCCGGUGGGUUGCAAAACUUGCUCCACUUCGUGCAAACAGUGGUUGAGACCUGCCCAGACGGUUGUGUCUUUUCUAUCGCCUCUCAACUGCAUCCAUUGCCGUCGUUAACUCACCCCUCAAUUUUUGGCCAGUUCAUUCGCCAUCGGACUUCUGCGUUUCGUGUAUGAUUACUGAUAUAUUUCCUCGCAGCAUGGUCUAAUUUAUAUCCUUUUUAUUGUUCAACAUUUAUGACCAUGCCCAGGACAUCUAAAUAAUUUUACGCCUCAGAUUUUCUGUUUACUACAAGUUGACUAUGUUACUCUCUGUACGCGUGGUACAUAAUUUAGCGAUCAUUAUGGACA
This is a messenger RNA of Laccaria bicolor S238N-H82, 454 nucleotides long. RefSeq lists its product as uncharacterized. The record is from RefSeq and is a predicted model, not a curated record. The coding region runs from base 3 to 221 and encodes 72 amino acids. NCBI's taxonomy places the organism in Eukaryota, Fungi, Basidiomycota, Agaricomycetes, Agaricales, Hydnangiaceae. The transcript has 3 exons.